GAUGACGUACAUAUAGACUUUUCAAGAAUGUUGAAAAACAAUUGCGUCAGAGACUUGCGUACUUCUUUGCAAAAACGUGAAGGAACCAACGACCCUGCUCUCGGAUAAUAUAUUGUGACCAUGUUGUUGGCGAGGCUGACAUGCUUGAGGAGUGUCCCGCUCGCCGGGAUUCGCUCUGUACUGGCACAGGGCUCCCCAGCCCUGAGAGCGCCCACCUUGAAGGCCUGUCCUCCCCUGCUCAGGCCCCAACAGGGUUAUUCCUAUAAAGCCAGAUUUGGUUUCCGCCGUGCACGGACGACCAGAGACCAGCUCAAAGAAGCAGCUUUUGAGCCAGCGACAGAUACCGCCAUUCGAAUUGACAGCAUGGGAAGAAUAAUUCUUGCUGGAGGUGCAGCAGUUGGCCUUGGAGCUCUGUGCUACUAUGGGCUCGGCAUGUCCAGUGAAAUCGGUGCCAUUGAGAAAGCAGUCAUCUGGCCUCAGUACGUAAAGGACAGGAUCCACUCCACCUACAUGUACUUUGCAGGCAGUGUUGGACUGACAGCUCUGUCAGCUGUAGCUGUGAGCCGGACCCCUGCACUUUUGGGUCUGAUGAUGAGAGGAUCCUGGCUGGCAAUUGGAGCAACCUUUGCAGCCGUGAUUGGUGCUGGCAUGCUGGUCCGGUCCAUCUCAUAUGAGCACAGCCCAGUGCCCAAACACCUCGCUUGGUUGCUCCAUGCAGGUGUGAUGGGUGCUGUUGUCGCUCCCCUGACUCUCCUGGGAGGCCCUCUGAUGCUGAGGGCUGCCUGGUACACAGCAGGCAUUGUGGGAGGUCUGUCAACGGUGGCCAUGUGUGCCCCAAGUGAAAAAUUCCUCAAUAUGGGCGGGCCAUUGGCUGUUGGCUUUGGAGUAGUCUUUGCUUCCUCUAUUGGAACAAUGUUCCUGCCGCCAACCUCGGCAUUUGGUGCAGGCCUGUACUCGGUGGCCAUCUAUGGAGGCCUGGUCCUGUUCAGCCUUUUCCUCCUUUAUGACACACAGAAGGUCAUCAAGAGAGCAGAGACACACCCACUCUAUGGUGUACAGAAAUAUGACCCCAUCAACGCGUGUAUGGGGAUUUACAUGGACACACUGAAUAUCUUCAUAAGGCUGGUGAUGAUUCUGGCUAAUGGGGGCAGCGGCAGAAAGAAAUAAAUAGCAGCAUUCUUACUUUAGCUUCAGUUUUACCUUCCACAGAGCUGAACAAAACUGUUUCAUUGCUAGCAGCACAUGCCAGGUGUUUUUUUUUUUGUGACAAAUCUAAUCACACAAAUGUUUUGCAAGUGUGUACAGAUGACUUGCUCGUCCAAGUAAAAAAACACAAACUGUUCAUUGAUAACACACAGACAGAACUCUUAGUUUAAUUGUUGAAGUUUCUGAUUUAUCCUGAGGGUUACAGAGGGGUGAAAUCUGUUUGUCAGCAUCAGAUGUUGUUCUUUAUGUUUUCUAUUUAUUUUCUCUUGGAUGUGUUCCUGAUAAGAAUGAAAGUUCAAGUAUAUCUGGUAUUUACAACAGAAAUGCCACAUGCCAGCUAGACUCGCAGUACAAUAAAUUACUUAUUUGUGUGUGGGUUUUCCAGUAUACAGUGAUACUGUACUGCUGUGAUGGAUUAAAGAGAUCGACAUUGGUUUAUAUAUUUCUGCAAAAAUGAUUGCUCAAUCCCUGCGAUGGAUUGGCGACCUGUCUAGGGUGUACCCCGCCUUCGCCCGAUUGCUGGCCGGGAUUGGCAAAGCCCCCGCCCCCCGUGACCCCGUUCAGGGACUAAGCGGUGGAAAAUGAAUGAAUGAAUGAUUGCUCAAUAAACAAGUGCAAAGUGGUGUUUUUAUGUGUC
Molecule: messenger RNA, 1843 nt
Organism: Monopterus albus (swamp eel)
Lineage: Eukaryota; Metazoa; Chordata; Actinopteri; Synbranchiformes; Synbranchidae
Gene: ghitm
Product: growth hormone inducible transmembrane protein
Exons: 9
Coding region: 121-1167 (348 amino acids)
Cellular component (GO): mitochondrial inner membrane
Source: RefSeq, a predicted model, not a curated record